CAUGGACAGAGAGAAGAGAGACGUGAGAAGAAAAUAAUUUGAGGCAUUCCACGGCUUUGGCAACAUCAUCUUUUGUACCUCACUUAUGCAAGACGCAACAACAGCUGCUGUGAAAAAAAGGCGUCUUGCAGAGGAGAAACCUGGAGAAAGAGACAGAGCAGCGGGAAGAAGGGGGACAUUUGACAGAUAAAAAGAGGGAGCUCUGCAGCAGGAUCCCCACCGUGCUGAAUACAGGACUGCGUGACUGGUCUGUGCAAGCAGAGGGAGGAGAGAGGAGAGAAGGGAAGAAGGUAGGAGAGAAAGAAGGGGGAUGGGAGGCAAUUCAGCGCAGUACAAGCAGACUGGAUGAGUAGCAGCCGCGGCACAGGCAGCAGCAUCAGCACCACUAGCUGUAGCAUCUUUCUUUGUGGCUGCUGGAGCCUGUCUUGUGGCUGCUGUAGCAUCAAUAUCAUCCACAUACGCGCAAAUAUCUGGACACAGAUAUUUGUCCCACUGCUUGCCUUAUACACACACAUGUCGUGGUGGCCACCAGAAAAGAGGUAGUAAGUGCCAGGGCUCGGGGGACAGAGGGACACAGGAAGAGGAAACAGGGACAACUGGUGGUAGCACAAACGAGAGGAGGGCUGGAGCAACGUUGACUGUAGGAGCAGCAGCAGCAGUAGCAGCGGCACCAUGGCACAAGCCGCCAAGCAGCUCCGCAAGACCAAGGACCUUGCGGAGGCUGCCGCCCAAGAGCAGAGGGAGAAGGAGGAGGAAAAGAUAAAAAAGAGGAAUCGAUCCAGGGACCGCAGGCGCAAGGCUGAUGCAUCCACCAGCUUUCUGCGAGCCGCUCGUUCAGGGAACCUGGACAAGGCUCUGGAUCACAUCAAGAAUGGACUCGCCAUCAACAUUGCUAAUCAAAAUGGUCUCAACGGGUUACACCUGGCCUCUAAAGAAGGUCAUGUCAAAAUGGUCCUGGAGCUCCUACAUGCUGGCAUUGAGCUGGAAGCCACCACCAAGAAAGGGAACACCGCUCUCCAUAUCGCUGCGCUGGCAGGGCAGGAGAAAGUGGUGGCUGAGCUUGUCAACUAUGGUGCCAACGUCAAUGCCCAGUCACAUAAAGGGUUCAGUCCUCUCUACAUGGCAGCACAGGAGAAUCACCUAGAGGUAGUCAAAUUCCUGCUAGAGAACGGUGCCAAUCAGAGUCUCCCAACCGAGGAUGGCUUCACCCCCCUGGCAGUAGCCCUCCAGCAGGGCCAUGAAAAUGUUGUGGCACUCCUCAUCAACUAUGGCACCAAGGGCAAGGUCCGCCUCCCUGCGCUGCACAUCGCUGCGCGAAACGACGACACACGCACCGCCGCAGUGCUCCUGCAGAACGACCCCAAUGCUGAUGUUCUCAGCAAGACUGGUUUCACACCACUCCAUAUUGCAGCCCACUAUGAGAAUAUGAGUGUUGCCCAGCUGCUGCUGAACAGAGGAGCCAAUGUAAACUUCACCCCCAAGAAUGGCAUCACGCCCCUUCAUAUAGCCUCCAGGAGGGGCAAUGUGAUGAUGGUCAGACUACUCCUAGACAGAGGAGCACAGAUUGAUGCCAUAACUAAGGACGAGCUGACUCCUCUUCACUGUGCAGCCAGGAAUGGCCACGUUCGCAUCCUUGAGAUCCUGCUGGAACACGGUGCUCCCAUCCAAGCUAAAACCAAGAACGGUUUGUCCCCCAUCCACAUGGCAGCUCAGGGUGAUCACAUGGACUGCGUCAGGCAGCUACUGCAGUACAGCGCUGAGAUUGAUGAUAUCACACUGGACCAUUUAACCCCUCUUCAUGUAGCAGCCCACUGUGGUCACCAUCGGAUGGCCAAAGUCUUACUGGACAAGGGGGCCAAAGCCAAUGCACGUGCUCUGAAUGGCUUCACACCUCUCCAUAUUGCUUGCAAGAAGAACCACAUGCGGUCCAUGGACCUGCUGCUGAAGCAUUCUGCUUCCCUAGAAGCUGUCACAGAGUCUGGUCUCACUCCUCUUCAUGUAGCAGCAUUCAUGGGCCAUCUGAACAUAGUGAAGAACCUGCUCCAGAGAGGGGCCUCACCUAAUGCUUCCAAUGUGAAAGUGGAGACUCCCCUCCACAUGGCCUCUAGAGCAGGACACUGCGAAGUUGCUCAGUUCCUGCUGCAGAACGCAGCCCAAGUGGACGCCAGGGCUAAGGAUGACCAGACACCCCUACACUGUGCGGCCCGUAUGGGCCACAAGGAGCUUGUCAAGCUGCUCCUUGAGCACAAGGCCAACCCGGACUCGGCUACAACUGCAGGCCACACGCCUUUACACAUCGCUGCACGUGAAGGACAUGUCCACACUAUUCGAAUCUUGUUGGAUACUGGGGCACAGCAGACCAAAAUGACAAAGAAAGGCUUCACUCCCCUCCAUGUGGCCUCUAAAUAUGGGAAGGUUGACGUGGCUGAGCUCCUUUUGGAGAGAGGAGCCAACCCUAAUGCAGCUGGGAAGAACGGUCUGACACCCCUUCAUGUGGCCGUCCAUCACAACAACCUGGAUGUUGUUAAACUCCUGGUCAGCAAGGGAGGAUCUGCACACAGCACUGCCCGAAAUGGCUACACUUCCCUGCACAUAGCAGCCAAGCAGAACCAAAUCGAGGUGGCCAGUUGUCUGCUGCAGAAUGGGGCAACCCCCAAUGUCGAGUCCCUUCAAGGCAUCACGCCCCUACACCUGGCUUCACAGGAGGGUAGGCCGGACAUGGUGGCCCUGCUCAUCUCCAAACAGGCCAACGUAAAUCUUGGAAACAAGAAUGGAUUGACCCCUCUGCAUCUUGUGGCUCAGGAAGGGCAUGUGGGAAUAGCUGACACACUGGUCAAACAAGGGGCCUCUGUUUAUGCUGCUUCACGGAUGGGCUACACACCCCUUCAUGUGGCCUGUCACUAUGGCAACAUCAAGAUGGUGAAGUUCCUUCUGCAGCAGCAGGCUCAUGUGAAUAGCAAGACAAGGUUGGGCUAUACCCCUCUGCACCAGGCAGCUCAGCAGGGCCAUACCGAUAUUGUCACCCUGUUGUUGAAACACGGAGCCCAGCCCAAUGAGAUUACUACGAAUGGGACAUCUCCUCUGGGUAUUGCUAAGCGGCUGGGUUACAUCUCUGUCAUUGAUGUUCUGAAACUGGUUACCGAGGAGUCUGUCUCUGCGAUCACUACAGAAAAGCAUCGGAUGAGUUUUCCGGAGACAGUUGACGAGAUUUUGGAUGUUUCAGAGGAUGAAGGGGUUGCCCAGCUAACGUUAGGAGACGAGUUGCUCGGGAUGGAUGGAGCGCGCUAUUUGAAACUUGAUGACUUCAAGGACCAGGACGAUGACUUCCUCUCCCCGAAGAAAACCCUUAGAGACUUUGAGGGUGGCAUGGGUACAACGCCAUAUUCUCCUGCAAUUCCCAGGAUCCCUUGUGUGUCUCCAGAGACUGUACUACUGGAUCAGCACACCCCCAUCCCCCUGCCAAAGGAGUACGAUGAAGACUCUCUUAUCCCGAGCAGUCCAGCUACAGAGACUUCCGACAACGUCAGCCCUGUGGCCAGCCCCAUUCACACCGGCUUCCUGGUGAGUUUCAUGGUGGACGCUCGAGGAGGCUCCAUGCGAGGCAGCAGACACCACGGCCUGCGAGUAAUCAUUCCUCCUCGAACCUGCGCUGCGCCAACGCGCAUUACCUGCCGCCUGGUCAAGCCUCAGAAACUGACCACACCUCCUCCGCUGGUGGAGGGGGAGGGGCUUGCUAGCCGUAUCAUCUCCCUAGGACCGUCCAGUAUGCAGUUCCUUGGGCCAGUAAUAGUAGAAAUCCCACACUUUGCCUCACUGGGCCGAGGGGACCGGGAACUUGUGGUUCUCCGCAGUGAAAAUGGCUCGAUCUGGAAGGAACACCGUAAUCGCUAUGGCGACGAAGUACUGGAAACUAUUCUGAAUGGCAUGGAUGAAGACUUGGAGAGUUAUGAGGAGCUGGAAAAGAAGAGAAUCCGUCGGAUCAUCUCCACUGAUUUCCCCCUCUACUUUGCUGUGGUCUCCCGCAUUCAGCAGGAGAGCGAUCUAAUUGGUCCGGAGGGCGGCCGGCUGACCAGUAAACUGGUGCCCCACGUCGAGGCUAUUUUCCCUGAUACGGCUGUCACCAAGAGAGUGAGACUGGGACUGCAGGCGCAGCCAAUACCUGAUGAACUGCUGACUCGGCACCUUGGUAACCAGGCAACCUUCAGCCCAGUGGUUACCAUCGAGCCACGCAGACGCAAAUUCCACCGUCCGAUCGGGUUGCGCAUCCCUUUGCCACCAUCCUGGAGAGAGAGUGUUCGGGAUGCUGGAGAGGGUGAUACCACCAGCUUGCGACUCCUGUGCAGUGUCAUUGGUGGCACAGCCCCAGCUCAGUGGGAGGACAUCACUGGAACCACCAAGCUGAUGUAUGCCAACAACUGCGCCAACUUUACCACCAAUGUUUCUGCAAGAUUCUGGCUGGCAGACUGUCCACGCACGGCAGAAGCAGUGACCUUUGCCAAUUUGCUGUACCGAGAGCUGAUGUCUGUUCCAUACAUGGCCAAGUUUGUUAUUUUUGCCAAGAUGAAUGAAGCGCGCGAGGGACGCUUGCGUUGUUACUGCAUGACAGAUGAUAAGAUGGACAAAACACUGGAGCUGCACGAAAACUUCACCGAAGUGGCGCGCAGUAGAGACAUUGAGCUGAUGGAGGGCAUGCCACUGCAUCUGGAGUGUUCUGGGAACCUGGUGCCCAUCAGGAAGGCCACGCAGCAGCCUCGCAGCUUCAGCUUCCAGGCCUUCAGAGAUAACAGGCUGCCCGUCUCUGUCAAGGUCAGAGAUAGUAACAAGGACGCCACUGGGUUUUUGUCCUUUCUGCGGAAGUGCACCAAAUACGAAGACACACAGCAUGUACUGUGUAACCUUAACAUAACCAUGCCGCCAUGUGUCAAGGUUAUAGGAAGUGAGGAGCGCAGGCGAACCUUAACCCCCCUCGCCCUGAGGGAACGCUACAGUGCACUGAAUGAGCCUGGUGUGGCCACAGUGAAUGCCAUGGAGAGGACUGAGAUCAAGAUCAACAUCAUAUCUGAACAGCUUGGUUUGAGCUGGGCAGAGUUGGCCCGUGAACUUCAGUUUGGUGUGGACGACAUCAAUAGGAUCCGUGUGGAGAAUCCCAACUCCCUGCUGGACCAAAGUUCUGCCCUGCUCAACCUGUGGGCCAGCAGAGAAGGCAAAAGGGCCAAAAUGGAGAGCCUUUACACCGCUCUGAAGAACAUCGACCGUGCAGACAUCGUAACCUCUGUGGAGGGUCAAGCUCCACAGCCAGCACCCGGUUCUUCAGAAGAGGGUGCUUGUCGUCUCAUCGACCGCGACUCCACCCUGCUGUCCCCCAGUGUCCUCAAUGAGGUCACGGACACAAGGCCACCGCGCCUAGUGCGCAAGCCACGAGUUAUUAGACCCCCGUUUUUCAGGAGGGGUUAUGGGCUGGUGCAGGAUGAGCUGCUGUCCCCGGCCUCCAUGCAGUACAGCUUGCCUUCUCCACUGGGCAUAGAGCCCUACUGGCAGGAAGUCUCCAGCCUCGAGUGUGCCCCUAUUGCCACCACCGAAGAAGACACAUUAAUGGAGAUGUCAGACGUUCAGGUGUGGCCAGCAGGGGUCAGCCCCUCGCUGGUUACGGUGGAGGACUCAUCGCUAGAGGGCAGCAGUCGGGCUGACGACUCAGAGGGCGCCACGCUCUCCCUUCCCUGCAGCUUGGGUCGCCCGAGCAGCGGUGCCAGCGGGGCCAGCGGCUCCAUCAUGGAGCUGGAGGAGGAGGAGGAUGAGGAAGGGGAGGUUGAGGAGGAGGAGGCACCACAGGAGCCAGCAACUACACUGGCAGAAAGGGACAGGGUGAGGGCCAGUGGCGCCGUUCCCAAGGUCAACCUAAAUGGCCAGCUGGGAGGUCAGAGGUCGGAUAAGAGGAGAGGGGAGUCCCUCGCAGCAGGAGGAGGAGCAUAUGGUGGGGGAGGUGUUGGGAUGGGUUCAGUGGAAGGAAUUUCUGUUGUUGCAGGCCAGCAGGUGUAUGCCCAGCGGUGUGAGAUGUUGGGACUGAGUCGGGCUGCGGAGCACAAUGGAGAUAACCGAGUGGUCGGAGGCGGCGCAUUUCAGCCCUACUUACCAGACAGGGACUCCCUGCAGGGCUGGGUGGGCUCGGUGUCAUCGGGACGUGGAGACAGCGGGCCAAGCUUGCGCGUGGCCCAGGAGGCUCUGCUGACUCCGAGAGAGGAGAAAGAGGACUAUGCUGCUGAGGCGCAGUUUGUUUCUGAACACGGAAACCAGCUUGCUCGAAAGGUGGGGGUGGAUGUGAGAAAGGGCGCUCAGUCAGUGCAGCGCACCAGUCUGCGGAGAGUUAAACACUGAAAUACACAUACUACCCAGUCCUCCAGGACCGGAAAGCCACUGCCAAACCAUCCUCCACAAAAACACAACCAGACCGCAGAGGAAAAUGAGCAAGGGACGAGUAAGACAAAGACUAAGAAGUGUAAACCACAAAAUGACAAACACAGAAUCAUCCUCAACGUGUGACCAUGGAGCACCACAAAAGAAAAGAGACAGAUGGGGGUAAAAAAGAGGAGUUCAACUUGUAGUUUUAUAACAUUUGUAAAGAAAAAUAUCAGCUAGACUAAGGCAUGAUGAUUCUUUCUUUUUUUCUUUUUCUUUUUCUUUUUUUUUCUUUUUUUUUACAAAAAAACCCAUAAAUAUCAGUAAAACAAACCAAGAAAAAAAAGCAACAAAAAGUGCUUCCUGUGAACUGUAAUCGCAUGAUGACUGCUGGUGCAUGCCCUUUGACCUUUUGAACUGUCAUUAUCUAUAAACUGAAGGGGUACAAGGUACGGGGCUGGCCCACGCUUGGGACAAACAGGCCAUUCUAAGGACCCCCACCCCCCACCCCACCCCCCUAAACUGGAGUGGCAAGCAAGUUGAGUCUAAUAACACAACAGCCAAAAAGAAGUCCCUGGAUGGAUGGUUCUGUAUACAGCUAAGCCUCUGCUGAGCCUACUGCUUCUUUUCACUGGACCCUUUCCCUUAUUAUUCUCAAUGUGAUAUAUGCACUCUAUGCUACGUGGACAUGUGUCAGUGUGUGUAUGUGUGCGUAUGUGUGCGUGUCUUCUUCUCUACCGCAUGUGUUUCUUGCUUCUGGCUUGGCGCAGAGCCCUGCCUCAUGAUUGGCUCGCCGCCCCUGUGAUGUCAUGGUGUGCUCAGUGCUGGAAUGAAAAGCCCGCUGUGCUCCCCUGCUGGUGAGUGUUCCUGUCUGCGUGCGUUAGCGUCUUUUUCCGUUUGUGGAUGAAGCUACUUUCUCGUUAUUCGUUCCUUUGAAACCCGUCCACCUUGGUGUCAAGCGUCGUUCGGCCCUUGGAUAGGGAGCUGAAGCUCUUUUAACCCCUUGUGUUUUCAGGGGAAAUGUGUUUUUCAGACAUGGGGAAUGUUUUCUUCGGAAAGGGGUUGAUUGCUUUAUUGCGGCUCUACAACACAAAGAUCAGCCUUUUCCCUCCCUUUUGACCUUUUCAACCUGCUUCCGUUAUUCCUCCCUGUUGCGCACAUCACUUUAACUCAUGAUCUUUAUCAGUAGCCUCAGUCAAUAUGCAGUAAAAAUCACAGGCCACUCUAUCGGCAACUAUAGCUACUCCAUAAAAUGUUAUAAACUUUGUGUGUGCUCCCUCUUUAUCUGUUUGCAACGACUGUAGGGCCUCACUGUCAAAUUUCCGGUUCAUUCAUUUGAAACACAGUGAAUGAAGUGGAGAAAUCGUUGGAGGAUCUGAUUCGUGUGAGGAUGUAGAGAUUUGGAGGGUUUCCGGUUAAACGAAGUGUAAAACAGCACGAUGCCACUACGACAUGUGAUGGUGAUGGUAACUGUGCAGCGAGGACAGACAGGUAGCACUGUGAUUGUCUUAUUAACACUGACCCCAGACUCGUGAACUGUGAAGACACAAAAACAUUCAUAUACGAACAAAAGCACACUCAGACACACACCUGUCCAUAUACACAUACAUAAUCAGAAACACAUUACAUCAUCAAACAAUUAUUGCCUGGGCCGAGUGUCAGAUCGUUUCUGGAGUCUGCUACAGCAAUAAUACUUAACUUAAGGAUUUGAAACUGAACGGUGUUAAUGACUGAACUCCUCAGUGAAGACAGAAACUUCAUCCAGAUGAACAGCAAACGAGUUUGGCAUUGGACAGAUCGACCUUCAUGUGAAUGAGUCAGAGAGGAUACACUGAUGCAAGAUCAGACUCAUCUGUAGCGUGUGAGACUGUGGAGGCCUGGGAGGGAUUAUUUGUUUUUCAGCACUAAAAGUAGCAAAAUAUGAACCAGGAUAUUUUCACUUAAUAAACUAAUACCUAUUAAGGAGUUUGCUGCUGCCGUAAGGUGGACACCACCUAACUCCAUUUUUGUUCUCUGAGUUAUUAAGUUGUAGUUGUUAAUGUUUCACAAUUUAAAAAAACUAAAAACGGUGGCAUCACUGUAAAACACCACUUGUUCUCUUCAUCUCUGAAACACUUACUUUAUGCAGAAACCUGACGGCAGCACAAUGAAAGGGUCAUAUCAUAGUAGCAGACAUUUCCUGGAAAUCAAAAGACAAUAUUUUUAAGUACUGUAAAUGCUACUGUAGCCUGUAUGAGCGAAUGAACACAUUAGUUACGCAUCACACACAAAUGCACAUAUUUUCCAUGCCCAGUCCGUGCACACGAGAGCCUCAUCCGAUAUAGCACAUGUUUAUUACAUAUCACAUGUUUUCCACUGUUACUCCACUCAGGUUUUCAGUUCUGCUCUGUCAGAAUCAAAAUAUUUCCGUUUUUAAGUUCUGAGUCCUCCUCUCAAAUGCGAGUGCGGGACACAAAGUGAGCGGGCGGGAUGGGGAUGCACGGGGGGUUUGGGGGUAGACGUAUGAAGCAGGAUGGUUUGUGUGUAAGUGUGUGUGUGUGUGUGUUUGUGGUGGGAAUCUCUUUGAUUAAAUUAAGACCAAAUAAAGGACACAGAGUAUUGAGUAUGUGGCCAGUAACCACUGAAUUCUUUGCCCUGCGCAUGCAAAUGUGCAUUUGAGAGGCAAACGUCUCCGUCAGUUGUGUGUAUCCAAAUUCAUUUCAAAUAGUGAUGAACAGAAAUGAACCACGGUGAAGCGUUACUCCCUCGACAAAGACGUACACCAAAUAAAACAAGACAGUUUAAUUUUAUGAAUGUAAAGCUAAUUUCUCUUCACUGUUUGCAGCUGCCUGCAGGGACUGCCAAAACACAGUCCUUACAGUGUUUUCCAUUUUUGACCCACCAAACAAGACAACCUCUAUUUUUAUUUACAAUGUGUCAAAACUGUAAACUGGCAUGAUUGAUGCAGUUUACAGCUUGUGGAUGAUGGAGGCGGGUGACUCCCUCUUUGUGUUAAUGUAUUAGAUAGUCGAUAUUUAUCAUCUUCUACUGUAUCGGCACAAGAAAGAGGUUGGAUUUAGGCAUUUUAAAGAAAAUCAACGACAUAAUCUUGUGGUGUUCUUGUGUGAUUCAUAAUCCUUAAGAUCCUUUUUACAACAGCCAUUCAAUAUAUUUGCAUGGGAAAUUGACUCUACACUAUAUACUAGCAGUUUUAUGAUGCAGACAACAAAAAUAAACAUGUCUCAAGUAACGUGCAAGACAGCAUUCAAUCAGUAUUACCGUGUCAGAUGACCCUGUUGGCUGCAUUCUUUAGUCUUCAUGAUGAAUCUUAUCAUGCAGUUUGUUUGGUUGUGCUUUACACAAGUUAUUCUUCUUUGUCCUUUCUGGUAAAGAAGCCAUCAAGGCUAUAGUAGCCACUAAAAAUGUGUGUGGAGGAAGCUUUGAAACGUAUUUAGAUUAUAAUGUAGAAGAUUCAAUUUACAGAAAAUAUUGUAAAUGGCACCAAUAAUUGAAUGUGAGAAUCUUUUUGGGGGGGAUAAUCAGAAACAUAUGAAAGGGUAGGGCUUUGUCAGGGAAGAUAGAAGUAUUUCUAAAAUCCAGACAGGUUGCCUCUCAAAGUGUGUUUGCUGUUAAAAAAAAUCACACUUGUUACCACCAGUAACCACAGGUGUCACCAAAUCAGCCAAGACUAAAAUCUUAAGGAUCAUAACUUUAACUUGCGAGCCGUUAUCCCCUUGUUUAGCUUGCACGCAAAAGACCAGAUAUUGAUAAAUCUUGAGGAAAUGUACACUUUGCCUGAGAAGUUAUCUAUGAGGUAGUAUUAUUUUAACAGAAAUCUGAGGUGGAUUUUUUGCAAACAUGAAUUUGGAUUUUCAGUGUGAACUAGUCGCAGGUCCCCACCCCCCAAAAUCAAAUCAUUUGAAUCCAUUUUUUGGAGGGGAAUCAAAUUUAUUUCUCUAGUUUUUUUGAUAAAUUCAAACUCUACCAUGUUUGUGUUACACCGGUAUGUAAAGUGUGUGUGAGUGUGUGAGAUUGUGCUUGUUGGACCAGGGGGAAGAAGAGAGACCGUUUUUACCGUUUUGUGACUUGAGAGGAAGUGUAACCUAUGACGAUGUAUUAAAAAAAAAAAAAAGUAUUGUAAAAUUUUAACUGUUGCGAAGAAUAGAGCUCACCUAUACUCCUUUAGAAUGGAUACAUGACAAUGUAAACGCAAUAUCAUAUUACUCUAUCCUAAGGAAUGCAACUGCGCACAUGCACAAAAAAAUAUGUUUUUAUGAAAAUAUAUGUAUAAAUAUAUGACAAAAUAUAUUUAAUUAGAAUGCUAUGCACCCUCAUAGAGUUGUUAUGGAUGUUCUUUAAGCAUUACCUAGACUAGGCCAACGCCCACAUCAUGGGGAAUGUAGAGGCUUUGUAGCUAUGACCACUUGUUUUCUUUUCUUUUGUAUUUGUCCUGGAGGAGAGGAUAAACAAACGUGAAUAUGUAUACAAGCCUUUCAGUCAGAAUCAUUUUGACAUGAAGAUAUGUAUAGAUCAUCUUACCCUGUACACCAGCUCAAACCAUUUACAAGAAUUAAUAAACAAAGAUGUGACAUAAAUGUUUUGUUGUGUUUUUGUAAUAAGGGAAAUGAGUGCAGCCUGUUUGGAUGUAUUUUGCUUUAAUAUUCCUUCAUAGAUUGUGUAUCCAGUGUAAGUUUAAAGGGGUAUGUGUACCUCAUAUGAAAUCUCUUUUAAGUAAUGCUUUAUUUCAU
Micropterus salmoides (largemouth bass) is the source of this 11120-nucleotide messenger RNA. Its product is annotated as ankyrin-1-like. Gene Ontology annotation, biological process: signal transduction. NCBI's taxonomy places the organism in Eukaryota, Metazoa, Chordata, Actinopteri, Centrarchiformes, Centrarchidae. The record is from RefSeq and is a predicted model, not a curated record. Bases 673 to 6372 code for a protein of 1899 amino acids. The transcript is spliced from 44 exons. Gene Ontology annotation, molecular function: protein binding.